AUGACGAAUAUUGUUAUUACUACUACGUUACAAUCGGCGCCAGGAAGUUCAGGGUAUUUGGAUUUGUACCCUGAACGCAAAAUGUCAUUUUUUAAGAAUCCUUAUGUUCUAGGUCUCGCUGCAGUCGCUGGCAUUGGUGGUUUGCUUUUUGGCUACGACACAGGUGUGAUAUCAGGAGCACUUCUAUACAUAAAAGAUGAUUUUGAAUCUGUUAGAGAAAGUAAAAUUCUGCAGGAAACAAUAGUAAGCAUGGCAAUAGCUGGUGCAAUAUUUGGAGCAGCAACAGGUGGUUUGUUUAACGAUGCUUACGGAAGAAAAAUGUCAACACUCUUUGCUGAUGUUAUAUUUAUUUUUGGAUCAAUCACUAUGGCUGCUGCACCUGAUCCUUACAUUCUCAUAAUGGGACGCCUUCUUAUUGGUUACGCCGUAGGAAUUGCGUCUGUCACCGCUCCCGUCUACAUUGCUGAAGCAUCGCCUUCCGAAAUCAGAGGUUCUUUAGUCAGUACUAAUGCUCUCAUGAUUACUGGUGGACAAUUCAUUUCGUACAUAGUUAACCUCGCCUUUAUGCGUGUUCCCGGUACUUGGCGAUGGAUGUUGGGAGUUUCGGCUGUCCCUGCACUUGUUCAAUUCAUUCUCAUGCUCUUCCUCCCUGAAUCUCCUAGAUGGCUUUUUAUGAAGAAUAGAAAAAAUGAAGCUGUAGAUGUUCUUUCCAACAUCUAUGUCUUGGCUCGUCUUGAAGAUGAAGUCGAAUUUCUAACAGCUGAGGCGAAACAAGACAUACAGAAAAAUAAGAAAGUAAGAUUUGGGGAUGUUUAUAAAUCUAAAGAAAUCAGAUUAGCAUUCAUGGUUGGAGCAGGACUUAUGGUGUUCCAACAGUUUACAGGAAUUAACACUGUGAUGUACUACGGUCCCACGAUAAUUCAAAUGGCGGGUUUUAAAUCUAAUGAAAUGGCUCUUCAAAUCUCAAUCUUUGUUGCUGCAAUGAAUGCUGUUGGAACAGUUCUUGGUAUUUACCUCAUUGAUCAUGCAGGGAGGAGGAUCUUAGCUCUAUGUAGCUUAGGUGGCGUGUUCGCGUCUUUGGUUCUCUUGUUUGUGUCAUUCUCAAACCAAUCAUCAUCAGCAGCAAGUAGUACUGGAUGGCUAGCAGUUUUGGGUUUGAUACUGUAUAUUGCGUUUUUCUCGCCGGGGAUGGGGCCAGUGCCGUGGACGAUGAACUCGGAGAUAUAUCCUAAGGAAUAUAGAGGAGUUUGUGGGGGUAUGGCUGCUACUGUGUGUUGGGUUUCCAAUCUCAUUGUUUCUCAGACAUUUCUUUCUGUCGCUGAAGCUAUAGGAACUGCUCUCACUUUCUUGAUUCUUGCUAUCAUUACAGUGUUUGCCUUUGUGUUUGUGUUUCUAUAUAUUCCUGAGACUAAAGGAUUGACCUUUGAUGAGGUUGAGCUAAUAUGGAAAGAGAGAGCUUGGGGCAGCAGUGACAUUAACAAAAACAACAACAAUAACUCUGACUCACAAAAUCUUCUAGGGAGGGACAAUGAUCAAUAA
Messenger RNA from Vicia faba (fava bean), 1539 nucleotides. NCBI's taxonomy places the organism in Eukaryota, Viridiplantae, Streptophyta, Magnoliopsida, Fabales, Fabaceae. The record is from the annotation of a GenBank genome assembly.